This is a messenger RNA of Prionailurus viverrinus (fishing cat), 2404 nucleotides long. Its product is annotated as butyrophilin-like protein 10. Gene Ontology annotation, molecular function: signaling receptor binding. Gene Ontology annotation, cellular component: external side of plasma membrane. Gene Ontology annotation, biological process: regulation of cytokine production; T cell receptor signaling pathway. The record is from RefSeq and is a predicted model, not a curated record. Lineage: Eukaryota; Metazoa; Chordata; Mammalia; Carnivora; Felidae.
CCUCACCCCAGGGGUUCCUUGCUGGGUCUUUCUCUCUCCCCUUAUCUCCUGCUACCAGGACCUUGCUCCCCAACACUCAGUGUGUUCAGUUCUGUCAAACACACCCUUUAAGAAGCCCUUGGUUUAUUUAUUUUUUCUAUUGCACCUUCCAGAAAGGCACAGUUGGUCAUUUUUCCAGAAAGUCCUAGGAUUCUACAGAAGCUGGGGAGCUCAGCCACUGCUCUCUCCUAUCACAUCUGGAAGACUUGUUCUACACCUUCCUGGAACUUGUGGAGAAGUCAAGCGAUCCCCUCAAGGCCACAGAAUCUCCCUGGGAAGCCCUACAGCCCUACUACUUGGAAAGGCCUCUCUGUCUCCAGCAGCCAUGGCAAACACACAAGGUCGAGACAUCUUUCCACCCAGCUGCUCCAUCAUCUUCCUCCUCCUGAAGCUUCUGUCCUACAGCCUCUCUGCAAAGGGGAAAGCCGAUUUCUCUGUCUCUGGUCCCGGCCAACCGGUCCUGGCUAUGGUGGGGGAAAGUGUGAAGCUGCAAUGCCAUCUGUCCCUCAAUAUCAGUGCGGAGGACAUGGAGGUGAGGUGGUACAGGAAGGAGCCGUCCCCAGCUGUGCACCUGCGCAAGAAAGGCAGGGACAUGCCUGAAGAACAGAUGUGGCAGUAUAAGGGCAGGACGACCUUCUGGACGGCUGGCCUGGCCCAGGACCAAGCUGUGCUGACCAUACACAAUGUCACCGUGUUCGAUAAUGGGACCUUCCACUGCAACUUCAAAGAGAGCACAGGGUCUGCAGAGGCCACCCUGUGGCUGAGAGUGGCAGGGCUGGGCUCUGAGCCCAGAAUCCAAGUGCGAGCUGGCCGGGAUGAAGGUAUCAGGGCAGAGUGCACCUCGGAGGGCUGGUACCCAGAGCCCCAGGUGGAGUGGAGAGACUUCAGGGGACAGACCCUACCUUCCACGACCAACCUCACAGUGUCGCCAACAACGGGCCUCUUUGCGGUGGUGUCCAAUGUGACUGUCUGGGACAGGGACGUGGGGAACCUCUCUUGCUCUAUCUCCAACCCCCUCCUCCAGGAGAGGAUGGAGACCAAGAGCCACCUACCUGACUCUCUUUUAGGUCAGGUUCCCAAAAGUUUCCCAUCAAUGGCAUGGAGGGCAGUGGUGCCUGUGAUCCUCAUUGUGGUGGGGCUUGUAGCAUGUCUUGUGGCAGGAGCCACCUGUCUUUUCUGGAAACGUCAGAGGAACAGGAAUAGGGUGCAGCUGGAAGAAGAGAGACUGAACAGAGAAGAGGAACAGCUGUCCCAAGGCUGGCCAGAGGACAUCAUCUAUGUGAGCCCAUCCCUGGACCCUGACACUGCAAGCCCCAAGCUCACUCUCUCUGAGGACAGGAAGACUGUGAGGCGGCUGUUCUUUGAACAAGAGCUGCCCAACGCCCCCAGCAGAUUCGACCGGGACCCCUGUGUGCUGGGCCUGGAGCAGUUCUCAGCUGGGAGGUAUUACUGGGAGGUCCAGGUGGGGCACAGGAAGGCCUGGAACCUGGGCGUGUGUCUGGAGAGCUUGGAUCGGAAGGGAAGGAUCCCCAAGUCCCCUCAGCAUGGACUCUGGGCCCUGGAGCUGUACAAGAAGGGGUUCUGGGCACUUGCCUUCCCAAGAGUUCGCCUGCACCCUUCGGAGCCCCUGCAUCGUGUGGGCGUUUUCCUGGACUGUGAUGCAGGCAGAAUCUCCUUCUACAGCAUGGGCAAUGGAUCCUUCAUCUACGCGUUCUCUGGACUGUCCUUCUCGGCACCCCUGAGGCCAUUCUUCUGCCUCUGGACACACGACCCCAGCCCCCUAACCAUCUGUUCAGAAUGCCAGCCCCCAGAGGCCUUGGGGCCUCCUCAGGGUGAGGGACAGGACAGGUGGGAACCCUCCUCCAGCAAGACCCAUGAUCUCUCUGCUCCAGCCUGUCACCGAUUUGGGGGAGAUGUAUCCAUUCUAAGUCCCAGCUAGAUCACAUACAAGGGUGAACCUUUCUGAAUAAUCCCCUAUUACCUUCAUUUUCCUUCCCUGUAAAAUACUGGCAGUAUAUUAUGGGCUGAAUCAUGUCCCCUCCAGUUCACAUGUUGAAGCUCCAACCCCCAGGGCCUCAGAAUGGGGCUAUAUUUGGAGAUGGGGUCUUUACCGAGGUGGUUCAGGUAAAAGGAAGUCACUAGGGUAGGCCCUGAUCCCAUCUGAUCCCAUGUGACUGGGGUCCUUAAUAGAAGAGGGGAUCAGGGCAUAGACACACACAGGGGACAACCGUGUAAGGACAUGGGGAGGAGAUGGCAUGUGCACGCCAGGGAGAGAGGCCUCAGGAGGAACCAGCCCUGCCACACCUGGAUCUCAUGCUUCCAGUUCCCAGGACUGGGAAAAAAAUAAAUGCGUUGUUUAAACCUC